Cetraspora pellucida is the source of this 804-nucleotide messenger RNA. The record is from the annotation of a GenBank genome assembly. NCBI's taxonomy places the organism in Eukaryota, Fungi, Glomeromycota, Glomeromycetes, Diversisporales, Gigasporaceae.
AUGGCAAACGCAAACGAGUGGUUAAAUAGAGCAAUUCCGACGGAUAAAAAAAAUCAAGCAACAACCCUUCGUGUCUAUAGUAGUUAUCAAUAUCGUCAAGAACUUGAUACCGUAUUGAGUGUCGGGUAUAUGAAAAGAAAAUCUAAACAUAAUAUCAAUGGAUAUCAAAACGAUUAUUCCACUCCUCCAAAUUAUUACUUUUGUAAUGUCAUUUUGGAAGGAGAGCUAGAUCUUAAUGAUUUUGUUAGUUUACAGGAACUAGAAAUCGUAGGUACUGAACAGCAACAACAAAAGUUAACCAAAUUGAAAGUUGAUAAAUGUAUUGGGUUGAUUUCAAUUACGAUUAAUUAUACAUCCCUUGGUUAUUUAAGUUUAGGUAGUAAACCAAAAUUGAAAAAUAUUAAUUUCAACGGCAACAAACGACUCAUUUUUUGCGACAUUACAUUAAAAAAUCUAAUAGAAAGAUUAACUAAUUUGGCCCUAACCGCUAAAAGCAUUAGUCUUAGUGAUUUGAAAUUGGAGAUUAAAAAAAUCAAAGAGGAAAACUUAGUGCACCAGUUGGAUGUUAUUAAAAAUAGUUUGGAUCUAGACAAUCAGCUAUGGUUAGAAAGUUUAGUAGAAGCUCAACAAGAAGUUUUGUAUAAUAACAACACAUUUGCUCACAAGCAAUUAGUAAGAUGUAAAAAAAAAUUAUCUGAAGUAUUGACUGAUGAAGAAAUAAAAGACAUUUUAGGAAAAAAAAUAGAAAUUAAUGAAUUGGAAUCACAAUUAAAUAGACUCAACAAUUUGUCAUUGAACAAUUAA